Molecule: messenger RNA, 1236 nt
Organism: Vicia faba (fava bean)
Lineage: Eukaryota; Viridiplantae; Streptophyta; Magnoliopsida; Fabales; Fabaceae
Source: the annotation of a GenBank genome assembly
AUGGCAAAGGGAUCCUGUAGUAACAACUAUGAAGAAGCUAGAAAACUAAGACUUGAAGAGAACAAGAAGAGGUUUCAGGAUUUAGGAAUUUCAACAAUAUCUAAAAAAUUGACCGAAAUUGUAAGUGCAAGUCCAGCAAAGAAGUCCCAGAAUCGUCUUUACAGACCAAAAUCGAAGACUAUUGUUGUAGUGGAACCUAGGCGUUCUUCUCGUGCAAGAAACCAAGUUCCUUCGUAUCGUGAAGAGUUUGGUACAGACCUUCCAAAUCUCCGGAAGAGUUCGAGGUCGAUUCCGUCAUCAUGGGCAAGUUACAUUGCAAGGCCACUAGAAGAAAUCAAAGAAGCUACAAAUCAAGAAAGAAAUCAUGCUUUGGAGGCUGCAGAGGCACUCCAAAUCAAUUUGAACUCUUCGAAACCAUCUUUUAUCAAGUCUAUGGUUCGGUCCCAUGUUUAUAGCUGUUUUUGGCUGGGUCUUCCAAGUAGAUUUUGUGAGGAACAUCUUCCAAAAACAGUGUAUAACAUGGUUUUAGAGGAUGAAGAAGGAUCAGAAUAUGAGGCUGUUUACAUUGGGAGUAGAACUGGGCUUAGUGGUGGCUGGAGAGCAUUUGCAUUGGAACAUAAGUUGGAUGAUGGCGAUGCACUUGUUUUUGAAUUGGUUGAAGCUGCAAGAUUUAAGGUUUAUAUUGUUAGAGCAUUUCCAGAUGCAUAUGAAGAAGAGAAAGAAGAAGAAAACAACACUUUGGUGGAAGAAGAAAAUAUGCACUUGUCCAAAGCAACAAAAGAAUCUAAGGCUGCCAAUAAUCGCGAAUCAGAACCGAAGACUAAAAAGCAAAAAUGUGCCACUGUAUGUGAAACUAAGGAAUCAAAGAGUUCUGAAGAAAGCCUGUUAGAAAGUAGCAUUGAAAAAGAUGCUAAACCACAGAGGACAAAUGUGAGUAGAAAAACUAAAUCAUCUCAGAAAAAAAUGCCAAAAAAGUCUGAACUACCUACCACACCUGAUUCUGCAGCAAAAAUUGAAACACCGAAACCAAAGGCAACUAUAAGGAACACUAGAUCUUCUCAGAAAACAAUGCAAAAGAUAUCUGAAGUUUCUACUACUCUUGAGCUGAAAGAGGAAGCACAAGUUAAAACGACGAAGAAAGAACUUGUUCAGGAAGAUGAUAUUAAGUUAAAGAAAGUUAAGUCAGUUGGAAGACCUCGAAAAAACCCAGCUCCUAAAAAUCCAGUCUCUAAGUGA